GAAUACCGAAAAAAUGAAUCAAAAAUCAGAAAUAUUUCUUGGCCGCCCACGUCAUGAAGUGGGCUGGCAAUUUGUUAUUUGGCAUCGCUCCUGACCUUGCCAUGUCCAUGAACGUUUGGGGAAGACCCAGCGAAUGUCCGUCGACCUCGUCUCCACCAUUAAAUUUGCAGCAGCAACAGGUUUAUCCAUUCGGUUUACAGAGUGAUUUGGGAAAUUUCGGAGUACGACCUCCAAAGGUGUACCCGGAUUCGGAAUAUGUUUACGGUCGAAGUCGGAGGUCGUCGCGACAUCGAAGCCACUCGCCCACUGGUAUCAGGGGUGAAGAGGUGCUUCCUUGUAGCACCUCUUAUAACUCUCUUACGUCACCCGGAGCAAUGCCUUCGGGUGGUAGCCUGACGUCUAGCAUUAACGAUCUGUCUUUCGAGGCAGAACAGUUGGAAAGAGCCAUUAGACACAACGAUCCGGCGUUCGUUCGAAGAAUGCUGGAAAUACACCACGGGAGGUUUCCCGUCAAUUUACACGGUAGUUUGUUAGAUAAAUCCAGUUGUGGAUCUCACAGUCAUUGCGUCAGUCAGGAUGUGGAGAUCCUGUUAAGGAAGAGUCAAACGCUUUUGGAUCGACUGGACAGGAGAGAAAGCAUGUCCACCGAUCAGGAAUCACCACCGAUUUUUUCUAACGCUCUACACCUGGCCAUCGAACACAACUCGGUGGACGUGGCUAGGAUAUUAUUAAAAUACGGUGUAGAUCCCAACGAAGGCGGAGUGCCCAUAGAAACCGGCGAUCCUUGGAGAAGAGAGAGUUAUUCUGCCACAUCGGAAGAUAGUUGCCCCGAAAGGUGUCGACGACCGAGCCAUCUUUUAAGUCCGGGCACUGCUAAAUUUCUAGUCGCUUCUAGUCCUAGUAAUAAUAGUGAUCUUAGUAACGAUAGUUGUUCUCCGAUAGCCGUAACUCCUCCCAGACAUUACAUCACCAUUAAUACGGACUUGCAACCAUCUCUAAAAACUAUUUAUACCGGUAUGGACGGUCGACAAGUGAGUUACGACGAAGAGUAUAUUAGAGAUACAUUAUAUUUACUUCCUCCUAUAUAUCUAGCCGUGGCUCUCGGUAACGAUAUUAUGGUACAUUUGUUACUAAAAUAUGGAGCAAUACCUAAUGUCCAAGAUCAACACGGAGUUACGCCUUUGCACUUAGCCGCUUGUCAGUCGAGGAUCCCUUGGCAAUGCGUGCGUCAUAUAUUAGAAAGCGGUGGACGUCUUGCAAUUUGUAAUCGUCAAGGAGUUACGGCCUGUGAUAUGGUCGACCAAGAUUUAAAAAAAUAUCAGAUUUCUCUCAUUGACGAUGCGCUCUCUUGGCUCGUUCCUCCUCAGAGUGCUCCUCCUUCUGUGGUUGCACCUUCCACGCCGGCUCCACAAAUGGUGGCGGCCGAAGACGGAUUUCUUUUUGGUUCUAAUUUUCGUAGCAACAUAUUGAAAAGAUUCCAAGCCGUACCACCGGAUCAAAAGCUACAGCAGCGUCAAACACCCUCUAGGAAGAGAGACUUUCUUUCGGUCGACGAUAUGAAUCGAGUCUCGCCCGAAGGCAUUUCGUGUUCGUCACACGCCGAGUCUCUUCACAGUCGCCAUAGCAACAAGAGCAUUCAAAGCGGGGACGAAGACAAGAUGGGAGCUGCCGAAACUCCUUCCUUAGAUCAAAGUAUCCAGUCAGUUAAAACAGUGAGGAAAGUAGUAGAAGAGGGAAAAAUUCGCAAUCGCCUUCCUUCCAACGAAAAUGAUAAAAAUUACGCCGAGAAAAUCGAAAGCAGUUUACAAGUACUGACAAAAAUGGCGUCAAAUCCAGAGUGUUUGACGUCCAUUUUGAUUGGAAUGCAAAAUCAUUUGACAAAUAUGAUCGAAUUGACCAAUCAGGUUGACGGAGAGAAAUUCCAUCGACCGGUAGCAUCUCUACUUAAUAAAUUAUUACUGACAAUAAUAGAAGAACACGCGCAAGAUCAUUUAUCUAAUAAAAAGAAAGAAUACUUAAGUCUUCAAUUAUGCCAAUUAGUUAGAGUUUCGAUCGGUUAUCUUCGAGGAGGCCAAGCGCUUCAAUAUACGGCAUUACUGAUCCUUAAUAAAGUCAUCGACGUUUGCGUAUCUUACGGAGUGGCCAGAUGUAAAGUAAAAACCGGAACUAGUAUUAAAAUCCACCACUCUCCCCAUUUUCGCCAUUCGUCGAGUUUCAAAGAAAAUCACCGAAUACAAUCCUCGACUCCUACUUGUUCUUCUCACGUAUUGCCUUGGAAAUUUACGCGUGCGAGAAGUUCCGAUGCCAAAUGGUGGAGUCACGGAUGGAAAAUUGGUACUAAAGAACAGGGUUCUACCACCGAAACAAAUAUACCCGUAUCCGAACACGAAGAAGAGAUAGAAGUUAGCGAAUCCGUUUUAGACAUUAUGACCGAUCAAGGAAUCGAUCUAAUGCUCAACAUUCUCAAUAAUGCCAUUACUCUCCACAAAAGAGUCGUGGGUACGAGACAACAUUGUACUCCCAGUCAUAGGUGGCGUCAUUGCAGCUACCAUUGUCUUCAAGUUUUGAGUGCUCGAUCCUUACUCUAUAUCAGUCAGUCGGAAGAUGGCCAAAAGAAAUUAAUGCAAGACGGCCAUUUAAGGAUAUUAGUUGCUGCCUUAGAUUCAACCCACGAUCCACAAUUACUUUGCCUUAUACUUCAAACCGUGGCUACCUUGGCCUUAGAUCCAUCUUAUCAUCCUACGUUGUUGGAAUCAGAUUUGACCGAUAAUCUCACUCAAUUGGUGCUGCCUUCUGACGAGUGGUACUACACAAACCACAGUACCAAAUAUGCCCGGUAUGUGAAGCACCACGCCGCCAGAAUUCUAGUGUAUAUGGGAUUGGAACAGAGAUUAAGACAGAAGGUUUAUCUGUUUGAUUUGCUCGAGGAGGCGGUUCCUCCCCCGACUCCUUUGAUGGACUCCAACGAGGACACUUACAUUAUGGAGACGUCGUUAGCACCAUCUAUUAUCGCCAAUAGCAACAACCAAAUAGCCGCCGCUUCUCUGGAAGCCAUUAUCUUGGAAUUGUUAAAAGACGUCGAGAAGAGAAUGAAAAAAGACGACACUUGGGAAGACGAAGAUAUUAUAAGUAGACACCAUAGAGAUCACGAUUCGAGUAGAGCACGGUCUGUGCCAAGAGGAAGUACUAUUUAUUUUCUCUCGGGAUUACCCUUAGUCAUUCACCCUUUAGUAGUGAUCAGACUACUGAUGCAUCGAUUGCUCGGAUGUCCAAUUCAGAAUCGCGUAAUCAGAACCACUUCCAAGUCGAGUAUGUUGUCGGUAGAAAACAGAAGUAAUUCCAGUUUAAUCGAGAAUGAGGAAUCGCUUAGAGGAAGACGUAAAGUUAAUUUGAGCAUAAAUUGUAUUGUUUCUCAACAAUCCAAAACCGAUCAUAACAAGGUGGUAAUUCAAACUCCGGAAGCUCAGACAAUACCUACCUUUACGGAGAACGACGGUCAAACCACUCCACCCAUUUCUCCCUUAUCUUACGUUAAAAGAAGUUUCAGGUUUUCUAGUCUAAAACGAAAAAAAUUUAAACAGCAAUUUGCCGAAAAUAUUUCUUCUCCCUCCGAGAACGAAGAGACAAUUCUAGCUUUUCAACGUGAAAUUCAAAAUCUUCCACAAUUUGACGUUCAGCCUAAUCCUAGACCUUCGGAUAUCGUCGCAUCCGUAGCACGUCCACGAUCCUGUUCCGUGCCUCGAGUGACUUUUCAUAAUUCUCUCCAACUUCCCGGUUCUCACGCUCAUGGCCCUUUAAUCCGUAGUGCUACAACCGAAGGCACUUACACUUCCACAAAUAAAACUCCUUCCAUAGUCCCAUCAGUUAAUGCCAAUCAAAAUGCAAGUAAUCUAACAUCAGUCAAGCCGAACGAUACUCUGCAAAAUCACCGCGUGGUUCUUAGAUUACUUUACGAAUGGGUGACGUUUUGUCAUCAGGAUUUCACGCAAAAUCCACUGGUGUGUCACGAAUUACGAGAGUUUCUCCAACGUCUUAAUACAAUGGGAAAUCCGUACGGCUCCUUUGCCGAAGAAUUGAGAUUAGAAUUGGAUAUACACGAAGAAGAAGGGAAUACGGAAAAAAGAAACGAUGUGGACGAUAUCGACGACGAGUAUAGAAAGUUACAACAGUUUGUAGUGAAUGGUGACUUACCUUGUUCUAAAGAAGAAGCAGCAGUUUUAGCAGGAAUUCAACUUAGAAUUGAAGAAACAUGGCCAACUAGCAGGAAAACAUCAAAUAGAUUGUCAAGUGAUCAGAGCAUGAAACUAAGGCCAAUUACUGAAGAAACUAAGGAAUCAAUUUGUCAAGAUCAUAGUGUCCUAAACACAGAAAAUAAAAUAAUUAUUGAUUCUGAAGGAGAUGAUCUGAAUAAUUCCCAUGAAAACUCUAACCAUACAACAUACUGUACAUUUUGGAGAGCUGCUAAAAGUAGUAGUAUUCUUAAACAGUGGAUGAGUGCAAAUGGUAAUAAGCCUUCACUUGUGUCUACCACUAUAAAUAUUAAAGAAUGUUUACCUCCUAUGUAUCACAACAUGAAAAAUAUGAUAAAGAUUAUCAAGGAACAAAAACGAAAAUUAUUUCAUUCACCAGUUUAUGAAAGUGAAUUGCAUUUAAAGAAGCUUUAUAUUCAAACAUGCAAAAGACUUCCUGCUUAUGGAUGUAAAAUGUUUCAAGUGAAAGAAUUCCUUAGAGGAAAAACUAAAAAAAAGGCAACCAGAUUAUUAGGCAUUGGAUUAGAAAGAAUAGUCUUGCUUGAUAAUAAAACAUUAUUGCCUGCUAAAAUGCAGAUGACUAGUGAACUUCAACAGUGGCGAACAGGUGGUGGUCGUUCUCAUGAUAGAUUAGUAUUAGAAUUUCGAGGCACAAAAUGGUCUUUUAUUACACCUUCUCAAAUAAUGCUGCGUUCUAUCAGUACUGUACUGUGGGAGAUAAUGCAAGAUAUUGAUACACGAUUUUUAGAUCAACAUCUUAUUGUUACAAGACAACAAUUAGAAUUAGAGAGCAGAAAAAGUCUUGUUCUGCAUCAUGGAAUGGAAGGAGCUACAAUAUACAAAGAUGAACUAGAACAAUUACAGGCCCUUCUUCACUUUCCAGAAGAGGUAGCCUUACAAUUAACAGAAACAGAAUAUGAAUUAUUUUAUAAAGUUGCACCAGUUCAUUACAUUAGACAAGUAACAGUGGAUCUUAGUCAUUACUCUAGAUCUUCCAGUGACUACAGCGUACAAAGUUUGAUUAAAAGAUUCAAUGAGGUGAGUUCCUGGGUAUCUCAUAUCAUUAUUUCUCAACCUACUCAUGAAGAUCGCAAAGCUGUAUUAUCUUGUAUAUUAAGAGUUGCAAUUUGUUGUUGGAAUCUUGGAAAUUUUAAUUCAGCAGUUGAAAUAUUAGCAGGUUUGAAAUCAGAAAAAUUAAAACCAUUCUGGCUAUCCAUAUCUGAUCAAUUAACUGUUCUAGAUAUGUUGACUGAUGCACUAUUAACUUCAGAACCUUCAUUAGAAUAUCAAGAAGCAGUUGAAAGAGCACUUGCUAUUCCACACAGUAAAGUUAUUCCAUUUUUUGGUACAUUUUUGAGAGAUUUGCAAGCUGUUUUACAUGGUAUGCCAAGUCUUAUUGUAUUGCCAGCAUACAAUACUCAAAAUCUAGAGUUUAUAUCAGAUUUUCAUGGUGAAGAUCACUUUAUGUCAAGAAUUGGAGUAGGAGGCAUCAUUAAUGUUGAAAAAAUUACCCAUGCUCACCAAAUAUUAGAUGAUAUACAAACAUUUCAUAUUCAUGCUCAGCAAAGACUUCAGACUAUGAUAGAGAUAGCAACAAAGGAGAUUAAUGACAAGAAUGGACUUAUUGAGCAAAAUGAUGAUUUUUAUGAAAUAGAUAUAGGUGCAUACAGACCCAUUCAACCACUGAGUUAUGAUCAUGGAGUUAGUUUUGUACCACUUACAGAAAAGUCUGUUGAUUUUCAUAAUCUUCAAUGUUUACAUCAUGGAACAACUGUGAUCCAUCUGGAAGAAGAAAGAACUCGUUCAGUUCUUUGUUAUCUAAAAUUAGAAAGAAGUAAUUCUUUAUUAACAUGGUGUAAACCAGCUUGGAGUUCUCUUAGACCAAGUGGAUCUCAAGAUUAUUCCCUUAAUUUACAUAUUGAAGAACCAGUAUCACCUGGUUUGCUUUUAAAGUAUGACAGUAAUGAAAUAGCAAUAAAUAACCUAGAAGAAGGUUUUAUUGAUUUGGGAUAUGUUAAAGAAAUUACACUUGGACAAAGCAAUAUUGAUAUAGGAGCUCUUUGUCGUCGACAUGGAUUAGAAGAAACUAUGCUUGAUCAAAACUGUAUUAAACUUUUAUAUGGAACUAAUCUUUCUGAUAAUAGGACAAUUGAAUUCUUUGCUCCCAAAUUAGUUGCACGAGUAUGGUAUGAAGGUUUACGUCAGUUAAUACAUCUUUUAAAAAGGCAAUAUCAGCUUUGUGAUAGAAGGAUUCAUUGGUUGAAAGAACAAUACCUGUAUUUAUAUUUUGAAGAACAAGCAUGCAUUGGUCCAACACCAGCUGAAGCAAUUAAGGUUUUUGGUGGACGUAAAUGGACUCUUGGUUCUUUGGGUAGCAGUUGUUCGUCUAUGGAUGUAUCUUUGCCUGGUUUUAAACGUGCUUCUAGUUUUGGUGUUGGAACAACUAAGUUAAGAAAGAAGAAAUCUACAACAUCACUUGCAGCAAUUAGAGAUGGUAGUCCAAAAUCACAAUUCAGUGCUUCGUCUGAACCUCAGUCAGAUGUAACUUUACGAAAACAAAGUCCUACUACAAAACAUCGUCGUUCUGGUGUUAAAUCUAGUCCUCAACUUCAUGGUGAUCAGGUAUUAGAAUGUGGUUCAACCAGUCCUCAGCAUGGCAGCAGUCCUCCUUCUGCUUCCUCAUGUGAAAAUAUUAUGAAGUUGUCAUUAGGGAGUCCAGUUAUGCAUUCAUGCUUAUCAACUAACCCUAGCAGAGAACGUCUUUGUCAAAGAGCAUCUACUGGAGCAAUUACUGGAACUAAUGGUGAUAGUCCUCCUCCUAUUCUUUGUCGUCCAGCCAUUACUCAUUCUAGUCAAAUGGAUUUUGUUGAAUUCACAGAAUUAUUUAGAUCUUUUUUAGUACGCUCUCGAAAAGAUUUGAAAGAUCUUUUUGAACAGAUUGCCUUAAAAACACAGGGAAAGUCUCAGAACGAAGAUGGAUCAUUGUAUAUUGAAACUACUAUUUCAUCAUCAUCUAAAAUGCUGGGUCUUCUUACAAGAAAUACUCCACUUGAUUAUUGUGAUAAUAAUCAGAGAAAAAAAAUCUGUGAUGCAAUUGCUGCAGCAAGUAUAGUAUCAAAUUGUGCAGGAGUGGAUACUUCAAAAACUUUAAUGUUAGGACUUCAAGAUUUUAAGCAUUUUUUGGCAACCUAUCAAGGCGAAGAUUUAUCAGAACAAGAUAUUGCUCAUAUUAUUCAAAAACACGAACCAGAUCCAGUUAUGCGAAGUCGUUUGUACUUAUCAUUUGAAGGAUUUGCUCGUUAUUUGAUGGAUAAAGACAGUUUUGCUUUUGUUCCAGAAAUAAUGCUUCCUAAUGAAAAUGAUAUGGAUCACCCAUUGAGUCAUUACUACAUUGCUUCUUCUCAUAAUACAUAUCUUACUGGACAUCAGUUGAAAGGAGAAUCAUCUGUGGAAUUGUAUAGUCAAGUAUUGCUAACAGGUUGUAGAUGUGUAGAAUUAGACUGUUGGGACGGUGAUGAUGGAUGGCCAGUAAUUUACCAUGGACAUACAUUAACUACAAAAAUAUCUUUUAGGAAUGUUGUUGAAGCAAUUAAUAAAAGUGCCUUUGUUACAUCUCCUUAUCCAGUAAUAUUGUCAAUUGAAAAUCAUUGCUCUAUACAACAGCAAGCAAAAAUGGCAAAAAUAUUUACAUCUGUAUUUGGAGAGAAAUUAGUUACUACUUUUCUUUUCGAAUCUGACUAUUCAGAUGAUCCUAUAUUACCAUCUCCUAACCAAUUGAAAUAUCGAAUUUUAAUAAAAAAUAAGAAACUGAGAACACCUCUCACACCUGCAUUACCAUUAAAAAAUAAAGCUGUCUCAGCUCCAAGUCGUACCAACAGUAUCAUAUCAACAACUAGUACUGGUUCUUUAAAUGAUGAUGAUGAUGAUGAUUAUGAUGACGACGAUGAUGACGAAGAAUUAUUAGAAGUUCGAACUGAAUCUAUAUCCAGUCAAGAAGGAUCUGGAUCUGGAAAAGAUAAAGCUUUGAGUCCUUGUACUGGAAUUUCUUCAAGGCCUCGUAGUCAGUUAGACAUGACAACUGAUGUUUGGCAUACAGAUGACGAAAUUGCAAAACCUCAAAAAUCAAGCAGUCAGAUUGCACCUGAACUGUCUGAAAUUGUAAUUUAUUGUCAAGCUAUUAAAUUUAGAGGAUUCAUUACUAGUUCAAGUCCCACCAAUUCUGUCAAAGCUAAGAAGACAGCAAAUAGAAAGAAUCUUCUUCCAGCAAGUAGUUCUGUUCCUACACCAUUAAGUCAACCUCUUCAAACAGAAACCAAACAUGAAACAUCUCCUGGAAAAAGACCAUGUUUAUCAUCUCCUUGUUAUCAAGUUUCAUCAUUAAAUGAAAACACUGCAAAAAAGUUAUGCAAAAGACAUCCUUUAGCUCUUAUUACUCAUUGUGAAACACAACUGAUGAGAACAUAUCCAGCAGGAAUGAGAAUUGAUUCUUCAAACUUUAAUCCUGUAAUAUUCUGGGCAUUUGGAUUACAGAUGGUGGCAUUAAAUUAUCAAACAGAAGAUACUGCAUCACAUAUUAAUACUGCAAUGUUUGAACAGAAUGGUCGAUGUGGCUAUGUCCUUAAACCCCGAGUUAUGUGGGAUCAUUCACUGAUGAUGCACGGCCGUUUCAACCCCUGGGACAAAGAAUUUGAUGGCUUACACUCUAUUAGUAUGACUAUCACGAUAAUAUCAGGACAGUAUGUAUGCCCAUCAACUCAUACAGGAAGUCCACAAGUUGAAAUGGAAAUUAUUGGCAUUCCAGUUGAUUGUAAUAGACAGAAAACAAAGUUGGUUCAAAGAAACUCAUUAAACCCUAUCUGGAAUGAUUCCUUUCAUUUUAAAGUUACUUUCAUCGAUUUGGCAUUUCUGAGAUUUUCUGUUACGGAUAUGAGUACAAAUCACGUCACAGCUCAAAGAGUUAUUCCAUUAAUAUGCUUAAAACAAGGUUACAGACAUGUUCGACUAAAGAAUCUGCAAAAUCAAGCUUUGCCACUGUCUACGCUAUUUAUUUAUUCUGUUUGGGAAGAAGAAGGUUUGGAGCUUCCGGUUGUAAAUGGAGAUUUACACGACAGUGGAAAAAAAUUGAAAGGAAAAAUCAAUUUAUCCGCCGGCGAAAACGGGAAAGCCGAAACGAAAGAUCUAUCAACAACUGGAGUACCUAUGAAAAGAAGAAUGUUUUUCUUAAUGGUUCACGGAGUCGUACCCGACGAACCUAGCACUAUAUUAAAAAUUACUCAAGACAGCACAACGAAAGAAGUAAUUGCUCAGGCUCUUAUGAAAGCAAAUAAAUUAAAUGAAAAUCUUGACGAUUAUGUUCUUAUUGAAGAAGUUCAAAGAGGAUGGGAAAAGUCUAAUCAGGAAAAAUCAACUCAAAGAAUACUUGAUCACGAUGAACAUCCAUUAGAAGCUCAAGCAAAAUGGCAAGGAGAAGGAAAAUUUAUUUUGAAAAAACUUGGAAAUGAUCCAAGUACUCGAGCGUGGAUGACCACUAUUCAAAGUUCGGCAAAUAAGGAGAGAAAAAAACUAGAUGCGGAAAUGAGUGGAGACGAACUUCACGAUUGGGGCGAGGACGAAGAUACUUUUCUCGUUUGUGUAUAUAACGUAUCACCCGAUCAGCCUUAUGCAAUUUUAAAAGCUCCAACGUCAAGUACAGCACAACACAUAUUAUCUCAGGCUUUAUUAAAAGCUCAUCGUAUGGAAGAUCCGUCGAAAUUUGUCUUGGUAGAAGAGUUAGAGUAUCCCUCCGUGGCCGAGAGUACUUUUACCGGAUCGGUCCGCAAACGAACUUCUCAACGUGAAAGAAGAACUUUGGACGAUAACGAGAACGUAUAUUUGGCACAGGCAAAAUGGAAUACCAAGGGAUGGUUCGAACUUAAAGUUAGAGAAGAAGUAGUAGAAGAAAAAAAGAGGCUCUCUCUUAGUAGAAGUUCUCCCUUAGGAAGACUAGGGAAAAUAAAAAGUCCUUCCAAACACAGAGAAAUAAAACGAUCUUCAUACGAUCACGCAUCCUUCGCUAGCGAAAAGACAAAAAGUAAAAGUGAAAAAUUCGGUUUGAGGGAAGGAAGUUCCGACGACUUCAAACUCCUCAAGAGACAAGUGUACAGCGAGGGCGAAAUAGGAUCGGACGAUGACAAGGACGGACAAUCCGCGGUGGCCAAAUUUAAAAAACUGUCGCUGCGGCAUCUGAAGGUGUGGAGGUGAAAGGUCGGAAAGCGGUCGAUCUCAGGAAAACGCUCCAGGCUCUUUCGACGCAUUACAGAAAACGACUUUUCCCAUUAAAGAAACAGUAUUAUUACAUAAGUAUUUGCAGACCGUGCAUCGGAAUAGAGAAGUGCCACCCCGCAUCGCAAAUCAAACUACGAAACGACGACAAUCGUAACAACUCUAGUCACACCGUAUUUAUUUUAAAAAACUCAUCCAGGAAUAUAUAUAUGUUGCUAUUUUUCACAGGGAGCACGGUGCUUUCUGUCAAGAAGGACUUUGCUACAUUAUAUUUUAUAAUCAUGUACUUCUUAUUUCUUUUACAUUUCGUCAACCGAUAACAAAUGUAUAAAUUCAAGUACUAAUUUUUAAUAUUUCAUUUUCAACGAUGGAGAUUAUAUCUGUAUAAUAGUAAAGCUUAUGAGUUUUUGAUCUCAUCAAAAGUAUUGACUAUUAAUGUUUUAAAGAAGUACAUUUGCUCUUUUAAUCAAAGAUCAAAAUUUUUAAUGACCAUAUUCUUAAAGGGAUAUCAUUAUUCAAAAGUUGAAGUAUUUUAAACAUAAAAAA
This is a messenger RNA of Centruroides sculpturatus (bark scorpion), 11057 nucleotides long. RefSeq lists its product as uncharacterized. The record is from RefSeq and is a predicted model, not a curated record. The coding region runs from base 54 to 10490 and encodes 3478 amino acids. Gene Ontology annotation, biological process: lipid metabolic process; phosphatidylinositol-mediated signaling; small GTPase-mediated signal transduction. The transcript has 47 exons. Gene Ontology annotation, molecular function: guanyl-nucleotide exchange factor activity; protein binding; phosphatidylinositol-4,5-bisphosphate phospholipase C activity. NCBI's taxonomy places the organism in Eukaryota, Metazoa, Arthropoda, Arachnida, Scorpiones, Buthidae.